Venustampulla echinocandica is the source of this 1089-nucleotide messenger RNA. RefSeq names its product L-arabinitol 4-dehydrogenase. The record is from RefSeq and is a predicted model, not a curated record. NCBI's taxonomy places the organism in Eukaryota, Fungi, Ascomycota, Leotiomycetes, Helotiales, Pleuroascaceae. Gene Ontology annotation, biological process: D-sorbitol catabolic process. The transcript has 2 exons. Gene Ontology annotation, molecular function: L-iditol 2-dehydrogenase (NAD+) activity. Bases 1 to 1089 code for a protein of 362 amino acids.
AUGUCGUCUUCUCUGAAACCAAACAUUGGAGUGUACACCAACCCUGCACAUGACCUAUGGGUUGCAGAUACUCUACCCGACGCUCAGAAUAUCGAGAAGGGGGAGUCUUUGCAGCCUGGCGAAGUCACCGUUUGCAUCAAGACUACCGGUAUUUGCGGGUCUGAUGUUCAUUUCUGGCAUGCUGGCUGUAUAGGACCUAUGAUUGUCGAAGGCAAUCAUGUCCUCGGCCACGAAAGCGCCGGCAUCAUUUUGGCAGCCCAUCCAUCCGUCACACACCUCAAAGUCGGAGACAGAGUGGCUAUCGAGCCAGGUCUAAUCUGCAAUGAAUGCGAACCUUGCCUCACGGGUCGAUAUAACGGCUGCGAGAAAAUGAAAUUCAUGUCCACGCCUCCCUAUCCCGGGCUACUCCGCAGGUACCUCAAUCAUCCAGCUAUCUGGUGCCACAAAAUUGGCGACAUGUCGUUUGAAGAGGGUGCACUUCUUGAGCCUUUGAGUGUUACUUUGGCUGCAAUGGAAAGGAGCGGUGUUAGGCUGGGCGAUCCUGUGCUUGUUUGUGGUGCUGGCCCUAUUGGUCUUACUACGCUUCUAUGCUGCCGCGCAGCGGGUGCAGAGCCGAUUGUGAUUACGGAUAUCGAUGAAGGACGACUGAAGAUCGCAAAAUCACUCGUACCAUCUGUGAAAACUGUUAAAAUUGAGCGAAAAUCUCCAGAAGACUGCUCCAAGGAUAUCGUGUCGGCCAUGGGUGGUAUUGAGCCCGCUAUCACUAUAGAAUGUACCGGGGUAGAAAGCAGUAUCUCAGCUGCGAUCUGGGCUUCCAAGUUUGGAGGAAAGGUCUUUGUUAUUGGAGUUGGGAAGAACGAGAUGAAUAUUCCGUUCAUGCGACUGAGUACGCGCGAGGUGGACUUACAGUUUCAAUAUCGUUACUCCAAUACGUGGCCGAGGGCAAUCCGGCUAAUGCAGAGUGGGAUCAUCGAUAUGAAUAAGCUUGUUACGCAUCGUUUUAAGUUGGAAGAUGCAGUAAAGGCAUUUGAGACAUCCGCGGAUCCUAAGACGGGGGCUAUUAAGGUGCUGAUUGUCAAUGAGGAUUGA